AUGGCGUUUCAAUCGUACACGCCAAAGCCGGCCACGGAUCUAUUCACCUCUGACACCGAUAUCAAUCGACGAGAAUGUAGCCGCGUGGUGCCCAUGAAGAUACUGGCGUUGGGCUUGGGAAGGACCGGCACUGCAUCGCUUCGAAACGCGCUCAAGGAGAUUGGCUUCGACGACUGCUAUCACAUGCUGUCAGCAGCUGUGGAGAACCCACCAGAUUGUCUGAUGUGGUCGGAUGCACUGGCGGCCAAGUUUGAUGGCAAGGGUAGAUUUGGUCGUGAGCAAUGGGACCAACUCACUGGACAUUGUCAAGCCAUCUGCGACUGGCCUGCAGUAGCCUUUGCUCGAGAGCUGAUCGAAGCCUAUCCUGACGCCAAAGUCAUACUGACAACGAGGGAUGUCGAUAGCUGGCACGCUAGUACCCUGAGGACCGUUCAUUGGCGUGCUACCGAUCCGGAGCUGGAAAUGAUCUCAAAGUUCGAUUGGGCGGCUGGCCUCUAUCAGCCGAUGAUUUCCAAGUUCUGGGACGUCUUUUGGGAAGGCGACUUCGAAAAGAAUGGCAAGCGACGUUUCCGGGAGCAUUACGAAGAAGUGCGUGCGAUGGUACCAAAGGAAAAUCUGCUCGAGUAUCGAAUGGGUCAAGGCUGGCAGCCUCUGUGCGACUUCCUUCAAGUGCCUAUGCCCAUCAAAACCAAGUUCCCGCAUGUGAACGACACGGACGGAUUCGUCGAACGGUGCCGACGGCGUAAUCGCGCGCAGCUAAUGAAUGUCUUGUUACGGAUGGCAGUAUUGGGAAUCACCUUGAUCGCAGUUGUGCUCGGAGCGGGCAUAACUGUGAAUUUGCUCUUCGGCGACAUCUUGCGGGUGUUGUGA
Messenger RNA from Dissoconium aciculare CBS 342.82, 870 nucleotides. RefSeq lists its product as uncharacterized. NCBI's taxonomy places the organism in Eukaryota, Fungi, Ascomycota, Dothideomycetes, Mycosphaerellales, Dissoconiaceae. Bases 1 to 870 code for a protein of 289 amino acids. The transcript has 2 exons. The record is from RefSeq and is a predicted model, not a curated record.